Molecule: messenger RNA, 1095 nt
Organism: Histoplasma mississippiense
Lineage: Eukaryota; Fungi; Ascomycota; Eurotiomycetes; Onygenales; Ajellomycetaceae
Exons: 5
Coding region: 1-1095 (364 amino acids)
Biological process (GO): mitotic intra-S DNA damage checkpoint signaling; telomere maintenance; nucleotide-excision repair
Cellular component (GO): nucleolus; site of double-strand break; checkpoint clamp complex
Source: RefSeq, a predicted model, not a curated record
AUGCGCUUCAAAAGCCAGCUCAGCGACGUGAAAACCUUUGCCAAAUUUACCGCCUCUUUAUCAUCUCUAGGCAAAAUAUGUUGGGUUCGACUGGAAGAUGAAGCUGUCCGCUUUACGAUCAUCCCAGACCAGGGAACCCAGGUCUGGGCUCAGUUGCCAAUUGGCAUAGUCUUUGAGUCUUACUCCAUAAGUGCCGCCGCUGGCGUUAUCAAUCUCGAAGUCCCCAUCAGCGCCCUCCACAGGGCUCUCCGCUCUGCAAUAGGUGCAACCUCAGCUCAGCUGCGGUUGACCAAGAAGGGACCUGUCCCGUUGCUUGCACUGUCAAUCGUAACUUCGUCAUGGACCUCAGGGAAGAACGCCCUGGGUGUGGGGAACAGCUACAACACCGAAAACGGGAUGCCGCCACCAGGCAGCACCACACAACUACAUGGAAACCAGCCUGACGGCCCUCGUGAACGAGAAACCAUCAUAACUCAAGAAAUCCCCGUUCGCGUCCUUCUGCCCGCGACCGUGGAAGGGCUGCACGAACCCCGUUGCCGCAGCCCGGAUGUUUUCAUCGUUCUCCCCAGCCUAAUACAGUUAAAAAGCAUCUCAGAACGCUUUACGAAACUAGCCAUGGGCUCCGCUGCCAAAAGCAUCACUGGCACGGCCACGACGGGGCUAUCAUCCACGCAAGGGGUGGGGGCAGGGACUGCCCACAGUAGUAGCAGCCCCAAGCUCGAGCUGUCAGCAAACAUGUAUGGCUCUCUGAAACUUGCUAUCGCUACAGACACUUUGCGCAUUUCCAGCGUGUGGACUGGCCUGCUGAACCCGCCUCUGGACCCGGCGCAGCUGUCUCAGAACGAGCUGGAGCAGCACCCCAGCGAGCGGAUGAAGGAGCUGGGUGGGGAGAAUGGGGAGUCAGAAGAAGGGUGGGCCAAAGUAAGGAUUGAUGGGAAGGACUGGGGCCGGGUGUUGAGUGUUGGACGGCUGAGUCCACGGGUUGUCGCGUGCUUCCUCCACGAUACUGCACUGAUCUUGUACGUCUACUUACCAGAUAGCGGAAGUGGGGAGGACUCUUGUUUAACAUAUUAUGUCAACUCCUACGCCGCUUGA